AUGCGGAAUGAUAAGUACAAGGUAAAAUUAUUGUUGAAUGACUGUUGUAUUGUUGACGCUGAGUGUACAUGUCCUCGUGGAAAAGUAGUUUGCCACCAUAUAGCUGCGUUAGCACUAUACACGCACUAUAAUCUUAGUUCCACAGAUCAAAGUUGUUCUUGGAAUGUUAGGAAAAAUAUACCAUGUAAUGAAGUAAAAACUAUUGAUGAAAUGUAUGGUCGUUUUGAAAGUCCUGCUACUAAUGUCGCAGAUGAAGAUUUUGCUAAUUUUAAAAAAACUUUAGAUAAUUUAACUGUGCCUGUAGGUUUUUCGUGGUUGUUAAGGCCUGAACCAGAACUAGAACUAAACAAAUGUCAAGCUAUUAAAUUGAAUUCUAUUGAGAGUACAAUAAAUACUGAUGUUUGUAAACAGUUUGUAAAAUCUAAGCAAUUUGAUGCAGUUAGAACUUAUAUAUUUGACAAAUGUUUUAUAACUGAUGACAUUAUUUUGAAAAUUGCUGAAGAAUCUAUAAUUCAGAGCAAAAGUGAAAUGUGGCAUUACCACCGAAAGAACAGAUUAACCGCUAGUCAUUUUGGUCACAUCUUCUUGCAAAAAACAAAAAUUUUCAAAAUCUUUCUUCAAGUCACUACAAAAUGA
This is a messenger RNA of Macrosiphum euphorbiae (potato aphid), 636 nucleotides long. The record is from the annotation of a GenBank genome assembly. Lineage: Eukaryota; Metazoa; Arthropoda; Insecta; Hemiptera; Aphididae.